GGCAGCCUGCGCGAGCAGCACGGGAACAUCCCCUUCUGAAGAGGCAAAGUUUACUGGCCAAGGACCGGACCUGAGCGGUUGCUGAAAGCUGGGUCUCACAACACUCAUCUGUGCGUGUGUCGUUGUCCUUGUACCACUUCUUUCUUCCUCUACGGGACGGGAGCAAAAAAAGGAGAAGGAAAGAAAAAAAAGAAGAGUGCUGCUAAACUCUUAAGAUGGCUAGCGAUUGGCAACAUGGACUGUUUGGCUGCUUCGACAAUCUGGGUCUGUGCAUCAUCUCCUACUUCAUACCCUGUUACCAGUUCGGCAAGAAUGCCGAAGCAGUGGGAGAGAGCUGCUUUGGUUGCGGCCUGGCCUACAUCUGCCCCAUCGCCAACAUCAUCGCGGCCAUAAAAAUUCGCGGCAAGAUUCGGGAGCAGAAAGGAAUAGCGGGCUCGACGAUUGGGGACCUGGUGCUCUUCUGUUUCUGCCCUCUCUGCACCCUCGUACAAGAAGCCCAGGAGGUGCAAGGCAUGCCAGGCGGGGUGUCAAUGGCGCGGGAGUAAAAUCCCUUUGGUUUUCUACCAGUUUCUGAUUGUUUUGAAGACACCAGCAGCUUCAGCAGCAGCAACCAACAACAGUAACAACAACUGAUGCUGUUGCUUAUUUUUCGGUCAAGUUCGGUGUGUGGCCUUUCGCUUCUCCAUUUUCUUUCGUUUAUUCUGGAGUCUGUCCACCGGACGUUCCACAGUUGACUGGAAGAUGUAUCGUCUCGAAUCCGAACAUACCCGUGAGAGCAUUCACACUUGUGUACUUGCAGAGCUUCCAUACCAUCCAUGUGCCUCGCCACAAAACACCUGUGGCCAUGUUCUUCCUGGCAGCCGUGAAGCGGGACCCACUUCUGACAAACGAAAAAUUGAUCUACCGUUGAAGAACUUUUGCUAACGACCAACAAAUACGGAGAAUCAUUAUCAUGAGAACUGUGAACACUUAUAGUAUAGAAUGUUCACAUACCAUCGUCGUCACCGGCCUGUCGUUCAUCUGUCUCUGCCACAACGGUCAUCUGGGUAAUGUUAACUGUUUACAAAACUUUUUUGAUAACUCGUAUUGUGCCUGUUUAAUAUGUUCAAACCGCAUGUCAGCGUCACAGCUUGUUAUGUUAAUGGUGUGCAUGUGAGUUAGAUACUGAGCACUGGACAGCUAGUGGCUUUCUGGCUGACUUCUGUCAUCACUUCCUUUCUGAAGAAGACGAGACGAGUGAAGGAUGUAACAGUGUAACACCGAACAUCUCUUAAAACUGUUACACGGCGCAUCUUCUUGGGAUUAUACAGUUUGGAGUUCUAGGCAUGCAUUUACUGAUCCACGAUUGUGCUGCACGAGAAGCGAAGGAAAGAGUACACAAAGGAUUAUUUGAUCGUGAAGUCCAGGAACCAAGAGAGUCAGCAGUUGAAAAGACUUUGAACAGAGAGGUACACAACAUCAUUGAACCAGCAAUGUGACUUUUUGGUACACUUAAAAUAGAACUGAAUGUUAUGAUUAUUAACUGUAUGCUUUAUUAAACCAAUUAACUUUAUUGUCUAGUUAAGUAGAUAUACUACCCUGAGAUAGGGAUCCGCCUUAGAAUAUCUUUCACCUCUUCCUUUUAGAACCAUUAUAUAGAACGCAAUUUUUACACGACUGAAUGAAGACCCCAUUUAUUUUGUAUAUUUUAUUUUUCAUUGACAUAUUUUUCUGCUUUGCACAUAUAUUUAAUUUUUUCCCCAAGACCCCAUUAUUUGUACGUCUUUUAUUUUGAUUGAACUCAAUCGCAGUUUGUGAAGCCAUCCAGUCUUGAACGUUUUUGUCUAUUUUCAGUAUCCUGCUCAAAAUUAAUGUCCUUGCUUACCAAUGAAUAUAUUCUUUCAAGCAAAUACAGUACUUCUUUUAAUUA
This is a messenger RNA of Pomacea canaliculata, 1909 nucleotides long. Its product is annotated as cornifelin homolog. Bases 216 to 545 code for a protein of 109 amino acids. NCBI's taxonomy places the organism in Eukaryota, Metazoa, Mollusca, Gastropoda, Architaenioglossa, Ampullariidae. The record is from RefSeq and is a predicted model, not a curated record. The transcript has a single exon.